UCCCCCUCUCCCUGCUUGACUUGGAGAGACCGUUAUUAGCUCUUCUCCCCCCACCCUCCGCGCGCGACAGACCGGACGAGGACAAUAGAUUGAGCCAUCCAAAAUACGAUCUCCUCCGUCCGGCUUGGAUGCAAAGCAAAGCCAGCCAUGGAUAGGUACAAGCCAGGCGGCUUUAAGCUUCACUCUUUCCAAGUCAUCGGGUCAUGCAAUCCAACAGCCGGCCAGGCGCGACACGCAGGAUGCAGAGGGCAGGAGAGAAAAAGAAACCUGCAGGCUUUAUCGUUGCCUGGGCCCGCGAGGAAUCCCAACCAACCAACAAAGAUGAUACUAGCCCAAAUACUAUUGCUUGCGAUGGAAAUAAGGAUCAUGUCAGUUUGCAAGCCCGCAGGAUGCAGCAGUCAUCUGGUCCCAGGGUGCUUGGUGGUUGGGUUGGGUCCGAUGUGGAUGUGGAUGUAUCCACUGUAUGUUGUAGUAGUGUAAGGUACCUGUACCGCGGAUACCUGUAUUAUGUUGUUACCGCAGCGCGGGAGACCACAGAAAGAUUAUUAUUUAGGUAAGGUGGAUAGCAGUAGAUAUCUAGUAGUGCUUGGUGCCAGGUAGUAUCUAGUAGGAGGGAGG
This is a messenger RNA of Aspergillus heteromorphus CBS 117.55, 618 nucleotides long. RefSeq lists its product as uncharacterized. NCBI's taxonomy places the organism in Eukaryota, Fungi, Ascomycota, Eurotiomycetes, Eurotiales, Aspergillaceae. The record is from RefSeq and is a predicted model, not a curated record. The coding region runs from base 240 to 557 and encodes 105 amino acids. The transcript has a single exon.